Molecule: messenger RNA, 1320 nt
Organism: Caenorhabditis elegans
Lineage: Eukaryota; Metazoa; Nematoda; Chromadorea; Rhabditida; Rhabditidae
Gene: F54F12.2
Product: PGG domain-containing protein
Exons: 6
Coding region: 329-1111 (260 amino acids)
Source: RefSeq, marked reviewed
AAAAAUUGAAAAGAGGUGUUUCCAUGUUUCCAAGAAAAAAAGGCAGCAAGUAAAAAUUACCACAGCGGGAUAUCAAGAAUUUUUCGGAACCUGGACCACCAAUCGAAAUUUUCACUUUUUCUCUAGACUUCCCUUUCUUCAUUUACUACUACUAAAUAAUAUUCCAAUUAUACUUCUUCUCUCUUUUCUUAUUUAAUUAAGACAAGUGAGACGAAUAACGAGAAGAUCUAGUGGCCAACAAACAAUUUCUUGAAGGCUGGCUCUUCUCAAGAAAUAUAUAUAUAUUUUUGUUUUUCUGAAUAUUUUCUGAAUAUUUUCUUGUCUAAAAAUGAACAACUUCCACCCAAACCCUGCUACUUUUGCUCUAUCCUCUGCGGCUAAAAUGAUGGUUCCAGACUACGAAAUGUACAAAAUUCACCGCCAAGGUCAACAACUGAAUGGUGUCAAUGGAAGUGAUCAGCAGAAAAAAUUAACCAAGAAGAAAUCAAAAGGAGUCUCGGAGGAUGAUGAUGAGGAUGAGAAGACGAAAUGUAAGGUGGCAACUAUUCGAAUCGAGGAUCAUGAUGAAGAAGUGGAAAAGAAGAAAGUUGAAAGGAAAAAGCGAACUCAAGAGGAUAUGGUGGCUGAUUUUGUCAAGAUUUUGGAGCAAAUGAUGAAUCCACGCCAGGCAGUAACCUCAAUAAUAUCUGCUGGAAUGGGGGUCGCCGCAAUUACAGUAGCCAUCAUCUUUUUCGGAAGUCUACCAGAAAGUGCACAAAAUGCAAAACAACUUGUGGUUGUUCUGGCGGUGUAUGGUAUUCUACAAAUUGUUCUGGCGACUGCAUUCUUCAUCACAUGCAUGCAGACAACGAUUGCCGUCUCGAAGGGAGUUAAGGACGCAUUUCAAAUUGUUGUUGGUCUUCUGGUUGCUUUAAUUUAUGUGGCUGUUACACUCAUAUCGUUGGCUGUUGGAGUCUUUGGUUUCUACAAAACCCUGUGCAUAGUAUCAUUUGUGGAAUACGAGGAUCUCGAAUCACAAUUCUACUGUCCGCCGCCCGUAUUCUACACAUCUUUAACCGUAUUCAUACUUCAUAUCGUUCUUAUUGUCGCCAAAUGUUGCUGUUGUAAAUAAUAAUUACUAUGUUUUUGACCAUCAAUCGACCUCAUAUUAUGUACAUUCAUAAAAUUUUUAAGAGUAAAAGUUUGAAAUUCAUUUGGUGCACAUUGAGAAACUAUCAUGCCCCUCUCUCGCCCGGAAAAUUCCCUCAAAAAUGUCAAAAAAAUCACAAGUCAAAAGCUCGGUUGCUCCCUCCUUCAAAAGGCCUCUAAAUUUGAACUUAA